This is a messenger RNA of Melitaea cinxia (Glanville fritillary), 1138 nucleotides long. RefSeq names its product 3-hydroxyisobutyryl-CoA hydrolase, mitochondrial (gene Hibch). The coding region runs from base 24 to 1070 and encodes 348 amino acids. The record is from RefSeq and is a predicted model, not a curated record. Gene Ontology annotation, biological process: L-valine catabolic process. Lineage: Eukaryota; Metazoa; Arthropoda; Insecta; Lepidoptera; Nymphalidae. Gene Ontology annotation, molecular function: 3-hydroxyisobutyryl-CoA hydrolase activity. The transcript is spliced from 4 exons. Gene Ontology annotation, cellular component: mitochondrion.
CAACGUUUAUAAUAAAACGCACGAUGUCGAACCAGGAACCCGACGUAUUAUUUGAAUCGGUAAAUAAUGCUGGCAUUAUUACUCUAAAUAGACCAAAAGCCCUCAAUUCUUUGAACACAUCUAUGGUAGAGAAGUUACUGCCGCAGCUACGCGAAUGGCAGGACACUAAAAACUUGGUUAUUAUCAAAGGUGCUGGAGACAAAGCCUUUUGCGCUGGCGGUGAUGUAAAAGUAGCAAUUGAUAGAAUUGAAGGUCCAAAAUUUUUCCGAGCCGAGUACAAUGUCAACUAUCUUAUUGGAAAAUACAAAAUACCUUACAUAGCCUUUAUAAAUGGAAUCACAAUGGGUGGGGGAUUAGGAUUAUCUGUUCACGGAAGAUACAGGGUCGCUACGGAGAAAACAACAAUUGCAAUGCCCGAGACUAAAAUAGGACUGUUUCCGGAUGUCGGCGGAUCUUACUUUCUACCAAGAUUACAAGUUAAUUUAGGACUUUACCUUGGUCUUACUGGUGAUAGGCUAAAAGGCAAAGAUGUUGUGAAAGCAGGAAUCGCUACACAUUUUGUGUCAAGUAAACGCUUGUUUGAAUUAGAAAAGCUUCUCUCGAGAUGUACCAGCGAUACAGAGGUACAAUCGUUGCUACACAAGUUCAGUGAACCCCCAGAAGAAUUUUCACUAGCUUCGCAAAUCAAACAUAUUAACUACUGUUUUGCUGCAUCAACUAUAGAGGAGAUUAUUGAGAGACUCGAAAAAGUUCAAAACGAUUGGUCCGUGAAGACAUUGGAGACUCUGAGUAAGAUGUGCCCUGGGUCGUUAAAGAUUACGUUGAGAGCGCUACAGCGAGGUGCUCAGCUGGAUUUGUCUCAGUGUCUUAAAAUGGAGUUCCGCAUGGCUGUUCAUUCAACACAACAUCACGAUUUUCCUGAAGGAGUACGGGCUCUUCUCAUCGACAAGGACAAUAACCCUCAAUGGAACCCCAAAACGUUAGCUGAAGUAACCGAUGAUUACGUCGAGAGUUUCUUUAAGAAACUGCCCGAGGAUAUGGAACUCCAAUACUUUGAUGCAAAACUUUAAAUGUUACAAUAUUUUGUUCCUGAGUAAUUUGUAAGGUAUAUAAACAAGCAUGAUACGACCUAGCUCGU